Mycena citricolor is the source of this 3270-nucleotide messenger RNA. The record is from the annotation of a GenBank genome assembly. Lineage: Eukaryota; Fungi; Basidiomycota; Agaricomycetes; Agaricales; Mycenaceae.
AUGAAUAAAUCCCUCACUGCGCAAGACACCUUCUUGAGCUCGCUGCACCCGGCAAAAUUCGACUUCGCAUUAAUACAAGAGCCUCUACCCCACCCCACACGCAACAGACGGCAAGGGCACAAGAACUUUAAUACUCGUAAACACAAGGAUUCCGACAUCAUCCUGGAAGCCUAUACCCUCAACUCACUCGACCUUACGGGUAUCGAAAUCACACGGGGAGACGAAGUGAUCCGCGUGAUCAACGUCUACAACGCCUGCGACCACAACGAAACCCUAGUGGUACUCCGCCAGUACCUUGCCAACGCGACUCGACAUACACCAAACAACGAUCCAAUCCACUAUGUCUGGGCAGGCAACUUCAAUCGACACCACCCUCUAUGGGACGAGGACCGCAACCAACACCUUUUCACCAACAGGAAUCUACGGCUCGCUGAUCCCCUCCUACAGAUGCUAGCCAGACACAGCAUGGUCAUGGUGUUACCCAAAAACAUCCCCACACUGAAGGCUCACAGCACGGGUAACUACACCCGCGUAGACAAUGUAUUCUGCUCGGCGGACCUGGCUAAGUCGUUCACAUUAUGCAAUACCGCCCCCACCCUAAGACCACCCUGCACAGACCACAUGCCAAUCCUCUCGGAACUAAUCAUCAAUGUGGGCACCUGCGCACAAACACCCAGACGAGUGUGGAGGGCAGCCGACUGGAAGGGCUUCAGAAACACGCUCGCGACACACCUGGAGGCACACCCACCCAAGCCGCUGAGAUCGCCGGGGGAUAUAGAGGCGGAGAUAGAGACUAUCGACACCGCGAUCAACAUAGCCGUGGACAAGCAUGUCCCCCUAGCUAAGCCCUGCCCACAUACUAAACGCUGGUGGAACCCCAAACUAACAGAUGAAAGGCGUGUGACGCAAAAGAUGCAACGCAUAUCAUAUGCGCACCGACACAUCCCAGAACACCCGGCCCAUGAAAUGGCAAGAACACUACGGAAUCGCCUAUCUAGAAGUAUCCGCGACGCCAAAGAGAGACACUGGAACAAAUGGCUGCAGGGUCUGUCCAAAAAAGACGUAUGGACCGCACAGAAACUUGUGACGGGCCCAGCAACGGACGGAGGACGAGCCCGGAUACCCAAUCUACAAAUUGCAGGGGGAGGCAACGCAGCAAGGUCAGCAGUAACAAAUGAGGACAAGGCUCUGAUGUUCCACAGCGAGUUCUUCCUCCCCAAACCCAUACAAUCUCUAGUCCCCUUUGGUGCGACGUACCCAGAACCCGCCUACAAAUGGAAACCACUGUCGGACGCAGUCAUAUAUGCAGCAGUUGCACGCCUGCAGCCCUAUAAAGCACGCCAACCGGGCUCGGUGCCUAACUGCGUAUACAUCCACAACGCCGGGCAACUGGUACCCAGGUUAGGCAGAGUCUUCCGCGCAGGCGACAAGCUAAGUUACUACCCACAAGGCUGGAAUACAAUUCACACAGUUGUACUUAGGAAACCAGGCAAAUCCGAUUACAGAAAUCCAAACAGCUACCGACCAAUUGUGCUCUCGAAGGAUCACAUGUCCCUGGAAAACGCGGCACGCAACCUGCAGGUCACUGCGGAGGCCGAACUCGCAGGCAUCCUCCCCAAAACCCAGUUCGGUGCCCGACCCGGUAGGUCGACCACCGAUGCCAUACACAGCGUGGUCAAGAUCUCGAAAGACGCAUGGAGGAAAGGGAAGGUUGCGAGCCUACUGUGCAUGGACGUAAAAGGCGCGUUCCCAAGCGUUGACCUAGAUAUGCUCACUCACGAGUUACGAAUGGCGGGCAUACCGAAGGAACACACCGAGUGGCUCAAAAGAAGAUACAACGGCAGGACUUCCACCAUUGCCUUUGACGACUACAUUUCACCCCCAGUAAGUGUCGCAAACGGGCUCGACCAGGGGGACCCACACUCGGGAUUCCUCUGGAUGGUAUACAACUCAGGACUGGCCGGCAUACCAAAGGAAAAGCACGAUGUAUUGGAUGCACACGCCGGACUGCUACCCAUCCACCUGCUAGCCCAGAAGGUCAGACAACGGGCCGCCCUGCGUCUAGCCACAGUUGGCAAUAGUCACCCACUCAACAAGGCCGCCCGCAACGCAGCCGCGCGAUACGUCAAACGCCAUCGCACGCCAUUACACGAACUCAUGCAUGAAUUCGACCUCGACCCAGCGGGGAUGGAGACGAUAGAGCCAAUGCGUCAAAGGGCGGAGUGGAAACCCGUCGCAACAAUAGCGCCACGUAGCACCAAGGAAGCGGCAAUAGAACAGGAGAAAGGAGACAUGGCGGAGUGGAAGGUGUUCACCGACGGGUCAGGGAUCCACGGACACAUAGGUGCAGCGGCGGUGUUGUACCGGGGGGGCAGGCUUAUAAAGACCGCGAGGAAACACCUGGGAACGGACGCCCACCACACUGUAUACGAGGGGGAAGGCGUAGGCCUAAACCUCGCAGUUGGCCUCCUCAUACAGCAGCGAAACGUACAGGGAAACGUUUCCAUCUAUGUCGACAACACAGCCGCGAUCGACGCCACAGCAAACAGGGACCCCAACCCCUCGCACUACAUCUGGGAUGCUCUAGACCUCCGCCUGAGAGAACUACGCCGAACCCACCCAAACGCAAAAGUGACAUUCUGCUGGUUGCCGGGUCACGUCGACAUCCAGGGCAACGAGGAGGCAGAUAAACAAGCGAAGAUGGCGGCGGAGCAACUCCUGACGAACAGGGCAGAGGCCGACAAACUUUUGCACAAGAGCCUGAGAGGCACGCUACCCCGUAGCAAAUCCGCCGCGGCACAACACUACAACGCGCUCUUACAGGCUAGGGCAAAUGACGGGUGGAAGGCCUCUCCACGAUACAAUAAGCUCAAAUCUCUGCUCAGGAAAACCCCCACUGAAUCUUUUCAGAAGCUGAUAAGGAAGAUUCCGCGUCAACAAGCAACAAUCCUAUUCCAGCUACGCGCGGGGCACGUACCACUAGCGCGAUACCUACAUCGAAUUGGAAAGACAGACUCCCCCACAUGUCCUUACUGCCACCGGGCAGACGAAACCGUGGCCCACUACCUCCUGGCGUGCCCAGCACAUGAGGAAGAACGUCGAAGAAUGAAUGAAAUGGGGGGACGCAGUACCCUAAGCGUAGCACGACUCUUGACGGACCCCAAGACAAUCCCACACCUCAUGCGAUAUCUGGCCGAGACGAGGCGCUUUGCGAAGACCCAUGGCACACUGGAACUGGGGGACGAGGACACAACGGACCAGGGCACUUAA